AUGUCCAACAACGUCCGCGCUCUCCUCUUCCCUCAACAACUGCUGCUGUUCCCACCUCCACUCGCUCCCCAUCAGAUCCGGCGAAAGCUCGUCAUUGUCGGCGACGGUGCUGCGGGAAAGACGUCGCUGUUGAAUGUCUUUGCCCUGGGCGAGUUUCCAGAGUUCCACGAGCCAACCGUCUUUGACAACUAUGUGACCGACAUUGAGCUCGACGGCAAGCCCAUCCAGCUGGCACUGUGGGACACUGCCGGUCAGGAAGAGUACGAGCGUCUCCGGCCGUUGUCGUAUUCCAAGGCGCACAUCAUUCUCAUUGCCUUUUCAGUCGACACGCCAGAUAGCUUGGACAAUGUCACGCAAAAGUGGAUUGAAGAGGUGCGCUCCAUCUGUGGCCCAUCGAUCCCAGUCAUCCUGGUCGCAUGCAAGACCGACCUGCGCGACAAGGCCAUCCAGAAUGGCACGUACAGCCCGGACACUUUUAUCGAUGCCGAAGUGGGCCGUAGGGUGGCACAGUCCAUCGGCGCACGCGCAUACUACGAGACGUCGUCCCUGCUCAAUCAAGGUGUCGACGCCGUGUUCGAGGCGGCUACGCGUGCAGCAAUGGUCGUCCGCGACCAGGGCUAUGGCGGUAUCGGCGGUGAAAACAAGCGCGAGCACGGUGCCGGACGCCGUGAGAAGGACGACCACGAAAAGAUGGGAUGCUGCGGCUGUGUCAUCUGCUAA
This is a messenger RNA of Apiotrichum porosum, 720 nucleotides long. RefSeq names its product Rho GTPase (gene RHO2). The record is from RefSeq and is a predicted model, not a curated record. Gene Ontology annotation, biological process: small GTPase-mediated signal transduction. Bases 1 to 720 code for a protein of 239 amino acids. The transcript is spliced from 5 exons. Gene Ontology annotation, molecular function: GTP binding; GTPase activity. Lineage: Eukaryota; Fungi; Basidiomycota; Tremellomycetes; Trichosporonales; Trichosporonaceae.